AUUGCAUUGAUUUAUUUCUCAUUUAUAUCCACUAACUAUUCUCUCCUCAAUCAAUUCAAAUGCCCAAGUCUUCAAUUAUUGUCUAAUUAAUCUAUCAAAAGCCUCAUGUCAGCUCAAUCGGCUCGCAGGCUCAAGGAUCGUAACGGCGCCGGAGCCAAAACCUCUGCCGUUCUAACAUCCACGAAAACCCUUGCCCCAAUUCCAACCUCGGAACCAAACCCAGGUUCCGCUCUCAGAAAAUCACUCUCCGGUAAAGAGAAUCUCAGACUUAAUUCUCGGGCCCAGAAGCCCACGAUCCGGUCAGUGCCUCGUGUCGACAAGGCUGCCGCUGCUGUUGUUCCGGGGAGUGACAGUGAAGGGCGCGUAAGAUGGUCUGCGUCAUCGGUGCCCCGAGGUAGGAGUUCAAGCCCUUCUGAGUUCAUUAGGGUUUUUAGAGAUUCUAGGGUUUCUAAGGGAGAUAGUGAUAGGCGUAUGGUGUCGAGUGCAGGGAAAAAGACUGGGACUAGAGUUUUUAGAGAUUGUAAAGAAAAUAGUGGAUUUGGUGCUGAAUUAGGGAAGAAGAGUGAAUUUUGUGAACGAAAUGUUGUGAAAGCAGAGGAAAAUGAGAAGAAUUCAAGUGGAUAUAGGGCUUUGAAUGGUAAUUAUAACAAAGGGGUUAAUUUAACCUCGAGCUCCAUAAAAUCAAGUAAGGUUGAUGAUGUUGCUGGUUCAAAUUUAGUCUCCAAAAUCCCAAAAGGUGUUAAAAUAGAUAAGUUAUGCACAGAUAAAUCUGGGUCUGAUAAAUUUGAUUGUCAAAAAGAGUCAGGUGAGAGAACUGGUAGCAAAGCUAGAGUUUUGGAGAAGUACUCGAUUGAAGAGAGUACUGAUAGCAAGCCUGGUGUUAAAUAUUCGAGCAAGCUUCAUGAGAAGCUUGCAUUUCUAGAAGGGAAGGUGAAGAGGAUCGCAUCUGACAUUAAGAGGACAAAGGAGAUGUUGGAUAUGAAUAAUCCAGAUGCAUCCAAGGUGAUACUUUCAGAUAUUCAGGACAAGAUUUCAGGGAUUGAGAAGGCAAUUGGACAUGUAGGAGGUGAUUCAUCCAAAAUCAGUGGAAAUGAUGGUGGGGAGAAUGAGGUAUUUGGGAAGAAUAAAAAUGAGAAAGCAGAUCAGGUGAAGGGUUCAGUUAAGGGCUUGAACAAAGAGGAACUUGAAGCAAGACUCUUUCCUCAUCAUAAGGUGCUUAGAAAUAGAACAUCAUUGAAGGAAGCAUCAGGAAGUUCUCAGAGUUGCAAUGAAUCUAAUUUCCCUGACUCAAUUUGUGAGUCAAAGGUCAAAGAGAAGUUGUUGAGCCCUACUGAAGAAAAUCCAAUAGCACUAGAUUUGUUGGCUUCACUUAAUAAGGACACAAAGGUAACUCUGAGAGAUGCAAAGGCCGGCUUUGAAUUUUGUGAAGUUAAAGAAACUAAUGGUGCUGCAGCUUCAGGAAAACAAGAUUCUUUGAUCAAUUACCAUGGCAAGUGUAGUGAGGAGCUUGAUCUUACAACUGAUGAGACACUUGAUGAGUUUGAUGACCAGGAAAAUAGACAAGCAGUUGUAAUUUGUGAGGAGACUGAAGAUACUUCUGUCUAUCAAGUUAAACAAAUAAGCUCCAGAAAUUCAACAGGAGGAUGGUUUGUGUCAGAGGGAGAGUCUGUUCUUCUUGCUCAUGAUGAUGGAUCAUGCUCCUUUUAUGAUAUUGCUAAUUGUGAGGAAAAGGCCGUAUACAAGCCUCCAGAGGGAGUUUCACCUAAUAUAUGGGGAGAUUGUUGGAUAAUCCGUGCACCUAGUGCUGAUGGAUGCUCGGGGAGAUAUGUUGUGGCUGCAUCUGCUGGGAAUACUCUUGAUUCGGGAUUUUGUUCAUGGGAUUUCUAUACCAAAGAUGUGCGAGCUUCUCACGUAGAGGAUGGAGAAACAACCACGUCAAGAACAAUACUAGGUCCCAUUCCCUGUAAUACUGCUUGCAGAAGAAGAAAUGCUUUGUCUGGCAUGUCGUUGCCAGAAACCCGACAAUGGUGGUAUAGGCCAUGCGGGCCUCUUAUCGUUUCUACUGCCAGCUCUCAAAGGGUUGUCAAGAUAUUUGAUAUACGUGAUGGAGAGCAAGUAAUGAAAUGGGAGGUGCAGAAGCCUGUGUUAGCAAUGGAUAAUUCAAGUCCUUUGCAGUGGAGAAACAGAGGAAAAGUAGUUAUAGCUCAAUCGGAAACAAUUUCUGUGUGGGAUGUCAACUCUCUUAACCAACAAUCAUUGUUAUCUAUUUCUUUGUCUGGUCAAAAAAUAUCUGCUCUUCAUGUGAUUAACACUGAUGCUGAAUUAGGUGGUGGGGUUCGGCAAAGGGUAACUUCUGCAGAAGCUGAAGGAAAUGAUGGUGUGUUCUGCACCCCUGAUGCUGUUAAUGUUUUAGACUUUCGCCUUCCAUCUGGUGUAGGUCUUAAGAUACCUAAAAUUGGUGUUAGCGCCCAGUCAAUGUUUACUCGUGGAGACUCAAUCUACAUUGGCUGUACUAAUACGAGGUCUGCAGGGAAAAAAGAACCUUGUUCACAUGUGCAACAGUUUUCAUUGCGCAAACAAAGGAUAGUCAGCACAUACUCUAUGCCAGAAUCGAAUACUCACUCGCAUUACUCAGCCAUAACACAGGUUUGGGGAAAUUCUGAGUUUGUAAUGUGUGUUUGCGGACUAGGGCUGUUUGUCUUUGAUGCGUUGAAGGAUGACAGCCUGCACUCUUCUGCGGUGGAUUAUGGUAGUACCCAAAAGGUAAAAGAUGUUAUCGGUCCAGAUGACAUGUAUUCCCCUACAUUUGACUACUUGGCAUCUCGUGUCCUUCUGAUAUCAAGAGAUCGUCCAGCGCUGUGGAGGCACUUAUAAUAGGCAUUUGUGAUAUAUGCCUGUUGCUACUGGUGUAAUUUGUUUAGGUAAUAGGAUUAUCGGGGUGACAAUGUGCUUCUGUUUAUUUUGUAAUGCAUGCUAUGUGAGACUAAAAACAAUAGUAAUAUUUAUUGAAGCAAAGCUUAUUGAUACAUAUAUAUCGGAUGAUCACCUCUUACAACGUUGUGUUUGUAUUCUCAGAAAAGGAAACUGCACUUUGCCACAGCCCACAGGAAUGAGAAAGUGAAUAACAAGUUUCCACUCAGAAGAGGGAUCUUUAGUUUCAUCCCUGGAGUAGAGAUUGAUGAUGUAUACUCCUUUUGUACUGAAAUAAUUGCCAUGUCUGGAAGUCAGACAGUUUACUUUUUCACUUUUCUGGAUAUCAGUUGGAUGCUAUGGUUGGAUUCCCGUCAAUGAAAAUUUCAUUUAUUUA
This is a messenger RNA of Hevea brasiliensis (rubber tree), 3307 nucleotides long. Its product is annotated as KIN14B-interacting protein At4g14310-like. NCBI's taxonomy places the organism in Eukaryota, Viridiplantae, Streptophyta, Magnoliopsida, Malpighiales, Euphorbiaceae. Gene Ontology annotation, molecular function: protein binding. Bases 106 to 2874 code for a protein of 922 amino acids. The record is from RefSeq and is a predicted model, not a curated record. The transcript is spliced from 3 exons.